Racocetra fulgida is the source of this 166-nucleotide messenger RNA. NCBI's taxonomy places the organism in Eukaryota, Fungi, Glomeromycota, Glomeromycetes, Diversisporales, Gigasporaceae. The record is from the annotation of a GenBank genome assembly.
GAACACGGUAUAAAAACUUUUGAUUUUUCUCAAUGUGAAAAAAAAAUCAUCGGAAUAGGUGGAUUUGCAAUCGUUUAUUCUGUAACUUUCGAAGAAACAAAGUAUGCAUUAAAAUCUCUAAAUAAUAACUUGCAUUUUGAUCGUGAAAUGUUUAAUAAAUUCAAGC